GAUGAUGAACUCACGACGACGCAGCAGAUAAAUGAAGCCAAUCGAUCUAGCCCUGAUCGUGACUUUGUCCGGACUUUGUAUGGUAGUUUCGUGCUGAAAGGACCUUAUGGGGACCAUGUCUGCUCGGCAUACUGGCCCGAGCGACAACCCGUCAAUUUCUUUCAGCGUCGUUACCGUGAAGCUAGCUCGGGAAAGGAAUUUUUCACGGUCCCUAUCCUCACGGCCUAUUUUAAGCCGCUUCUCAAAGGCGUUCGAUAUCUUCACCGUGACUGUCACGUUAUUCACACCGACCUUAUAUUGUCUAACAUUCUCUUCACAAUGGAGGAUCCGAAGACGCUUUUGCUGGGGUCCGAGAAAUAUGUUUCAGAGAACCCUGCUGCAAGGAAGACCCUGCCCGAUCAUGAAAUCUACGUGUCUGGCAGUGAUUUCAGACUGUGGGUGAACAGAAAGGUGCCCACUCCUGUGGUCUCUGACUUUGGAAAUGCAGUUAGGGGCGACCAAGUGCGUGCGAUCACUGCAUCCAGCCGGAUGUGUAUCGUGCGGCAGAAGUCAGCUUUGGACUCGCUUGGUCGUAUAGCGCUGAUAUAUGGAACCUUGGCGCACUGGUACGAAGCUUA
Molecule: messenger RNA, 617 nt
Organism: Guyanagaster necrorhizus
Lineage: Eukaryota; Fungi; Basidiomycota; Agaricomycetes; Agaricales; Physalacriaceae
Exons: 2
Biological process (GO): regulation of mRNA processing; spliceosomal complex assembly; peptidyl-serine phosphorylation
Cellular component (GO): nucleus; cytoplasm
Molecular function (GO): ATP binding; protein serine/threonine kinase activity
Source: RefSeq, a predicted model, not a curated record